CACCACAUUGCUGCUCGCACUAGCAUACUGAGCCACUACGGCCCUCGAUAUGGACAGGCCCUAUCCUCCUCUUCUUCCCCUUGCUCUGCUCGCCCUCCUCUUCCUCUGUCUCCUCCACGGCGAGCGCGCCGCCGCCGCCGACGACGACCUCACCUCCGGCACCGGCGACGGCAGCGAGCUCUGGGGAUACGUCCAAGUUCGCCCGAAGGCGCACCUGUUCUGGUGGUACUACAAGAGCCCGCAGCGGGCGUCGUCGCCGGGGAAGCCAUGGCCGACCAUCCUCUGGCUUCAGGGCGGCCCGGGAGCGUCGGGCGUCGGGCUCGGCAACUUCCUGGAGGUCGGGCCGCUGGACGUCAACCUGAAGCCGCGCGACUCGACGUGGCUGCAGAAGGCCGACCUCAUCUUCGUGGACAACCCGGUGGGCGUCGGGUACAGCUACGCGGACGACCCGAGCGCGCUGGUGACGACGGACUGGCAGGCGGCCACGGACGCCACCGAGCUGCUCAGGGCGCUCGCCGCCAAGGAGAUACCCACCCUGCAGAGCAGCCCGCUGUUCCUCGUCGCCGAGUCCUACGGCGGCAAGUACGCCGCCACGCUCGGCGUCUCCCUCGCCCGGGCCAUCCGCGCCGGCGACCUCAAGCUCAACCUCGGCGGCGUGGCGCUCGGCGACAGCUGGAUCUCGCCGGAGGAUUUCACGCUCGCGUACACGCCGCUGCUGCUGGAGGUGUCGAGGCUGGACGACAACGCCGGCGACGAGGCCAGCAAGAUGGCGGCGACGGUGAAGGAGCAGAUCACGGCGGGGCAGCUUGCGGACUCGCAGCAGUCGUGGAUCGACCUGCUGGGUUUCAUCGACAAAAAGAGCGCCAGCGUCGACAUGUACAAUUUCUUGCUUGACUCCGGCAUGGACCCGGUGUCGGCAGACUUACCGGCGGCGAGCUCCUCAUCGCCGUCGUCAAGCAGUGCUCAGUUGAUGAAGUACUCAACAUACCUUAGCAGCCAAGCGGCCGAUUCAGGCUCCAACACGAUCGAGGGCAUCAUGAACGGUGUCAUCAAGGAAAAGCUCAAGAUCAUCCCCAACAACCUCAAGUGGCAGGAACUGUCGGAUCCGGUCUACAAUGCGCUGGUCAACGAUUUCAUGAAGCCAAGAAUCAACGAGAUCGAUGAGCUGCUGUCUUACGGUAUCAAUGUGACGGUCUACAAUGGUCAGCUUGAUGUAAUAUGCUCGACGAUCGGUGCAGAAGCAUGGGUGAAGAAGCUCAAAUGGGAUGGGCUGAAGAACUUCCUGAGCCUACCAAGGCAGCCUUUGAAGUGUGGCUCUUCCAAGGGCACCAAGGCGUUCGUCAGAUCAUACAAGAACCUGCAUUUCUACUGGAUACUUGGGGCUGGACACUUUGUACCUGCUGAUCAGCCCUGCAUUGCACUGAGCAUGAUCAGUAGCAUAACCCAGUCUCCAGCCAGUUAGAUAUCUCCCAUCAGUAACAGAUAUACUCAAGAAAAGAUAGAAAACAGAAGGCAAACAGAUAUACCUCACUCUCAAUUAGCAGAGUGACAUUGUACCGUUUCUUCAAAAAAAAAAAAGAAAAAAAAAAGCACACUUCAAGGCAAUGAAAUUGAUGAUAUAUAGAGAGAUUUUUUUUGCGUCCUUGGAAAAGAUGAUCAUAUGUAUCUAUCUAUCUAUUAUCUAUUAUAUACUAAAAGUCCAUUAAACUGGCUA
Oryza sativa Japonica Group (Japanese rice) is the source of this 1714-nucleotide messenger RNA. RefSeq names its product serine carboxypeptidase-like 51. Lineage: Eukaryota; Viridiplantae; Streptophyta; Magnoliopsida; Poales; Poaceae. Gene Ontology annotation, molecular function: serine-type carboxypeptidase activity. Gene Ontology annotation, biological process: proteolysis. The record is from RefSeq and is a predicted model, not a curated record.